AUGUGGACACCAUUCUGCCCCAAUCGUCCUGGAUUUUCCCAUGAAACACACUGUAGUGGUGAAGCUGCCUGUUCAUAUUGUGGUCAAGCCAAUCCAUCCACAACAAAAUCCUCCAUCAUCUCUUCAACAAAUGAUGAAAUCAUUGUCAUUGAAGAUAGUCUCAGUCCUCCGGCUCUGACACCAUCACUCUCCAUCUCAAUUCUUGAUCCUGGGCCUCCUCAGCGAGCACGUCAACUGGCAAUUCAAAAAACACAAAAAGUUCAACAAAUGACUCCCAAUGCCGAUACACCAAUUCAACGUACAUCACCUAUAAAGGAAUCUGCCACCAAAUCCGAGUCGAAUCAACUGUCCUCAUUGCAGAAAGCCUAUGGCAGACUUGUGGUUGAAAGCCGAAAAAUGAAUUGA
Molecule: messenger RNA, 405 nt
Organism: Paracoccidioides brasiliensis Pb18
Exons: 1
Coding region: 1-405 (134 amino acids)
Source: RefSeq, a predicted model, not a curated record